AUGUUUGGUCCUAUGGUGUGCUGCUGUGGGAGAUUUUUUCACUCGGUCGGAUGCCGUAUACAGAAGUGCACAACGAUGACCUGGUUGCUUAUCUGCAGCAAGGCAAUCGCAUGGAGCAGCCCAAGUUUGCGCCAAAAGACAUGUUCGUUUACGUUUUUCAGCCUUUCAAAAGAAUUUGCUCACAUUAGUGUUCGGAGAAGUGAAGGGCCGCGCGAGCAGCUUCUAGUGCAGCUCUAG
Messenger RNA from Gongylonema pulchrum, 237 nucleotides. NCBI's taxonomy places the organism in Eukaryota, Metazoa, Nematoda, Chromadorea, Rhabditida, Gongylonematidae. The record is from the annotation of a GenBank genome assembly.